Messenger RNA from Cylindrotheca closterium, 312 nucleotides. Lineage: Eukaryota; Bacillariophyta; Bacillariophyceae; Bacillariales; Bacillariaceae. The record is from the annotation of a GenBank genome assembly.
AUGAAACAAGUGUUUGCUGUCGCUGAGUCUAAGACUGGAGUAUGUAUGCUGUUUCUCAUUGGUCUCGACGAAUCAUCGGAAGAAUCAAUCGUCUUCUUUAAAAGUGACACGUUUGGCCAAGGCAAAGUAAUUACCGUGACUAUUGUGGUAUCAAAUGAAGAUGAGUUUGGAGCAACCAAUCUUGCUUUGUGUUCGACUUGUGGGGGUGGACAGGAGUCCGAGGUCAUGGUGUCGCAUGCAGACCUUGCGCUCGGAGCAAAAGGUACUCGCUUGCUCCGAAGCAAGACGAAAAAAGAUGGCCCAUCCAAAUAG